GAGGAAGGAAGUGACGUUCAUUUGCGCAUGCGUGGACUGAUUGUGUCGUAGUGACAGGCGUUGUUGUUGUUGUCACUUAUGAUUAUGGAUGUUUUUAAACUGUGCGUAGGCAUUCAUGUCGUGUGUUAGAGUAAAUCAUCCCUAAUGAUUUUUUGUAUCCGGAUACAUUUGGACUAAGCACGCGUUGACUUAGCUUGCUAGCUGCUAACAAAGAAAGCCAGAAGUGAUCAAAAAGACAUCGCUACGCAGAGAUCAAAGUGUGAGUGUAAAGUGUUGUGAUUGUGUCAAAAAAUGUGCGAAAGAACGAUUGUGGAGUACGAGGGGGAACAUUCUCGAACAAAAGAAGAGAACAAGCAACAACAUGAAUUGAACGCUGUUUUCAAGACAAAUCAAGUUGUGUCACACACAGAAGACAUUGGUGAAGAACAUCACCCCCCUGAGCAGCAAGAACGUAGCUUCAGAGUGGAGCAGAAGGAGCCACAGCCCCCCCACAUUAAAGAGGAAGUUGAGGAACUCCCUCACGUCAAAGAGGAAGAGGAGGAACACAGCAUCAGUCAGGAGGGAAAGCCUCCUAAAGGACUGGAGGACGUUGAUGUCACCAAGUUUUCAGUGAUUGGUGUCAUUGUGAAGAGUGAAGGCGAUGGUGUAAAUGAAGAGACGAGACAGGAGCUUCUGUUUGCAGGCUCCACUACUCAACACAUGACAACAGAAGCUGAUGGAGACAACAUCGAAGCAUCACAAGCAGCCAUCGUAGCUCCACUAUCAGAUAAUGUUGACACAAUGUCACACUCUUCUGACACUGAUGAUGAAGACUCUAAAGCCGAAAUGUUAUAUCACACUGACAACAUGUCUUGGAAAUGUUUUCAGUGUGACAAAACCUUUAGCAACAAGGGAAAUCUCAACAUGCACAUGAAGAUCCACUCAGGAGAGAAAACCUUUUCAUGCUCAUUUUGUGGUAAAACAUUCUUUCAGAAGGCAAAUUUGACAGCACACACUAGAACACACACGGGAGAGAAACUUUUUUCUUGCUCCGUGUGUGGUAAAAGAUUUUCUAAAAAUGAUGGAUUAAAAAGACACUCAGGAACACACGCUAGAGAGAAACAUUUUCUCUGCUCGGUGUGUGGUAAAAAAUUCUCUAAAAAAGAUGGUUUAAAAAGACACACCAGAAUACACAAUGUUGAGCAACCUUUUUUCUGUUCAGUGUGUAACGCACAUUUUGAUCACAGUUCUGUUCUGGCUCAACACAUGAGAGGGCACACUGGAGAGAAACCUUUCACCUGCUCAGUUUGCGGUAAAGGAUUCUAUCAUAAGUCACAUUUUAAGGAACAUACCAGAAUACACACCGGAGAGAAACCGUUUCCUUGUUCGUUGUGUGGUAAAAGUUUCUCUAAAAGACAUGGUUUAAACAGACAUACAAAAACACACACUUGAGGAAAAAAACACAUUUUUUUUAUUUUAUGAUCAGCGGUUCUCAAAUAAGAUUGUGUAUUUUUUACAUAUCCGACACUAGUGUCGAAUCAAACUCUACUUUAAAAAAGGUAACCAUAACACAAGUUAUGUUUAAAAUUAAAUGUAUAUUUUUUUUUUUUUACAAAAUGUGUGAAAUUCAAGUUGCCAUGAUUGUCAUUUAAAUGUUUAUUUAAUAAAAUUUAAUAAUUGAAUAAUA
Molecule: messenger RNA, 1666 nt
Organism: Entelurus aequoreus (snake pipefish)
Lineage: Eukaryota; Metazoa; Chordata; Actinopteri; Syngnathiformes; Syngnathidae
Product: gastrula zinc finger protein XlCGF8.2DB-like
Exons: 2
Coding region: 292-1431 (379 amino acids)
Biological process (GO): regulation of transcription by RNA polymerase II
Cellular component (GO): nucleus
Molecular function (GO): RNA polymerase II cis-regulatory region sequence-specific DNA binding; DNA-binding transcription factor activity
Source: RefSeq, a predicted model, not a curated record